This is a messenger RNA of Thermothielavioides terrestris NRRL 8126, 1379 nucleotides long. RefSeq names its product carbohydrate esterase family 2 protein. The transcript has a single exon. The record is from RefSeq and is a predicted model, not a curated record. The coding region runs from base 92 to 1333 and encodes 413 amino acids. Gene Ontology annotation, biological process: carbohydrate metabolic process. Gene Ontology annotation, cellular component: extracellular region. NCBI's taxonomy places the organism in Eukaryota, Fungi, Ascomycota, Sordariomycetes, Sordariales, Chaetomiaceae. Gene Ontology annotation, molecular function: cellulose binding; carboxylic ester hydrolase activity.
UCAAUAAAAGCUCGGUUCCGUCAACAAGGAUCUCCUCUCUUCUCUUGAUUCACCGACAACCGCCGAGCAUUCCUUCGAGUCGCCAACCAACAUGAAGCCGUCUGUCGUCGCCGGGCUCUUUGCAUCGGGUGCUGCCGCUCAGAGCGGUGCCUGGGGGCAGUGCGGCGGCAUUGGCUAUACCGGUCCCACCAGCUGCGUGUCUGGGUAUAGGUGUGUCUACGUGAAUGACUGGUACAGCCAGUGCCAGCCCGGCGCUGCCACAACCACCACCUCGCCGCCUGCCUCGAGCACGUCCACCCCGCCCACCUCGACGGGCACUGCUGGCGUUCGCUAUGUUGGCCGCGUCAACCCGAGCACCAAGGAGCUGAGCUGGCCAGGCACCGGCAUCUCAUUCACCUUCACGGGAACCUCCGCCACCAUCGGCAUCGCCUCCGUCAGCGGCACCAACAGCGUGGACCUCGUCGUCGACGACGGCGACCCCAUCGUCAUCACCAGCUUCGGCUCCAGCAUUACCACGCCCGCCGGUCUCUCCCAGGGCACGCACACCGUCACCCUCCGCAAGCGGUCCGAGGCCCUCUACGGCUCCAUCUUCCUCGGCUCUGUCACGACCGACGGCGCCUUCGUGGCCGGCACCGUCCCCACCCGCCAGAUCGAAAUCAUCGGCGACUCCAUCACCGUUGGCUACGGCCUCGACGGCACCAACCCGUGCACCAACAACGCGACCGUCGAGGACAACCCCAAAACCUACGGCGCCCUGGCCGCCGCCGCGCUCGGCGCAGACUACAACGUGAUCGCGUGGAGCGGCAAGGGCGUAGUGCGCAACGUCGCGACCGGCAGCCCAGACACCAGCCCGCUGAUGCCAGAGCUCUACACCCGCUACGGCGCCAACGACCCCGACAACAGCUACCCCUACCCGCCCACCUGGUCCCCGGACGCGGUGGUCAUCAACCUCGGCACCAACGACUUCAGCUACAUCGCGUGGGACGCAUCGGGCAACGCGUACGCCGCGCGCCCGCCGCUGAACGCGACGACGUACACCGACGGCAUGGUGGCCUUCGCGCAGAGCAUCCGGGCGCACUACCCGGCCGCGCACGUCUUCCUGGUCGGCUCGCCCAUGCUGAGCGACUCGUACCCGACCGCGGCGGACGCGCAGAAGACCACGCAGACGAAUGCGCUGAAGAGCGCUGUUGCGCAGCUCGGCGCGAACGCGCACUUUGUCGACUGGCCGACCCAGGGCAGCGAUGUGGGCUGCGAUUAUCAUCCCAAUGCGGCCACGCAUGCGGCUGAGGCUGCGGUGCUCGCGGAUGCGAUCAGGUCUGCGCUGGGAUGGUGAGGAGGGCCCGGGUGUGUGGUGUGUGAGGAGAGGGAGGGGCUGCUGC